Molecule: messenger RNA, 1305 nt
Organism: Drosophila kikkawai
Lineage: Eukaryota; Metazoa; Arthropoda; Insecta; Diptera; Drosophilidae
Gene: Nipsnap
Product: protein nipsnap
Cellular component (GO): mitochondrion
Source: RefSeq, a predicted model, not a curated record
AUCUAGUUCCAUCGCGAACUACACAAUUAUUAUUUAUAGGCCACAUUUUUUUGUUUUCUUUUAACGUUAACAUUUCGUUUGGAUCUUAUUAUUUUAGUUUUUUGAUAACACCAACGACAUAUAGAUUUCCGUCGCACAAUCACUGCCUCCGCCUCCUGCUCCCUGCAUCGCUGCACAAUUCGGCCGAGAUCUCCGCAUCGAAAAAUGUUGAAGCUACGUAACCUCCUAGCCAUCGGCGGCAACAACAGCAACCACGGCAGCGGACUGCUGGCUGUCCGUGCUCUGUCCACCACGGCUAGCUGCAAGGAUUCGGAAUCAUGGUUCUCAAAGCUGCUCGUCCGGAAAAUAGAGCCAACCAAGGAGCCGCACAGCCGCAUGCUGAGCGACAAGGAAAUUAUCUAUGCCCUGCAUACCCACAAUGUCAGGCCCGAUUCCAUGAGCAACUACCUAAACAACUACAAAACGACGGUGGCUUUAAUCAACGAUAAAAAGGCAAAUCUCUCCUGCGAUUUGGUGGCCUCUUGGACCGUCCAGGUGGGCGAUAUGGAUCAGUGCCUGCAUCUGUGGAAGUACACCGGUGGCUUUGAGAAAAUCGAUCAGGCCAAGGAGGAUCUGUGGAACGAUCCAGAGUAUCUCAGCCUGAUGCACGAACGCUCCAAGUUCCUGCGCUCCCGCCAUUUGCAAUAUCUCCUGGCCUUCAGCUACUGGCCACAGAUUGCCAGUCGUCCCGGCAAGAAUAUUUACGAAAUGCGAUCCUAUCGACUGACCCCUGGCACCAUGAUCGAGUGGGGCAACAACUGGGCCCGGGCCAUUAACUAUCGCAAGCAUAACAACGAGGCAUUUGCCGGUUUCUUCUCGCAGAUUGGGCGACUCUACAAUGUCCAUCAUAUUUGGUGUUACAAAUCUCUGCAGGACCGCAAGGAGACCAGGGAGGCUUCCUGGCGCACUCCCGGCUGGGAUGAGUGUGUGGCCUACACAGUGCCCCUGAUCCGGGACAUGCACUGCCGCGUCCUAGCCCCCACUGAGUUCUCGCCCACACAAUAAGCAAAAAAAAAAAAAAAAAAACGGUGCACUGUUUCGAUUUUUCGCAAUCCAAAAAAAAAGAAGAUAAUCGAAACUUGCUGUCGCGAGUUUAUGUACAUAAUGCCAGCCACCCAUUUAAUCAUCUUAGUGUUCUCUUAGUAUAAAUUAAGGUCAAAGUGGACAUACAUAUUUCUCCUAAAUUUGUACAUGCCUCCGGAACUAUAUUAUGAUCGAUCUAUGUAAGCACAAUGUUUGAAUUUAACCCAAAAAGAUGAAAAGAAA